This is a messenger RNA of Xylaria bambusicola, 1073 nucleotides long. RefSeq names its product signal peptidase subunit. The coding region runs from base 306 to 971 and encodes 221 amino acids. The record is from RefSeq and is a predicted model, not a curated record. Lineage: Eukaryota; Fungi; Ascomycota; Sordariomycetes; Xylariales; Xylariaceae. Gene Ontology annotation, biological process: protein targeting to ER. Gene Ontology annotation, cellular component: membrane; signal peptidase complex. The transcript has 3 exons.
GACCAAGAUAAGUAGCCGAUAAGCAUACCUACCUAUGUAGGUACCUACUCAAGGGACCCCAGACGUACCCCAGCUCUCAAGACCAAUUAACUAGCUGACAUAUUUGUAGGGACGUCAAACGUGGCCUUAGAAUAAGGAGCUCUCUAGGCGAAAUAUCUACCAGAACAGACUUUGCCGACGACGCAUUUACAUACAACUCAGAUAUCGAGUACCGACAAACGAAUUGACGACCGACCGAGAAGUAGGAAGGAAGAGUGUUCGCUGUCGUAAACCCCGGCCAACACGCCGGGCUUAUCUCGCCUAACAUGUACAACUCUCUCAAUCGCCUACAAACCGUCUUUGGCUUCUUCACAACGGUAGCCUUCGUCGUAGCUGCUAUAAUAGCCGCCUCCGACUUCACAGCCCCACGAACACCGAGCGCCACGGUCAAGGCGACUAAUGUACAGGUUGUCAAGGGCCGGCCGCAUUAUUACAGCUCCAAGAAGGAGGAGUACGCCAUCAUCAAGUUCUCGCUAGACGCCGACCUGUCGUCGCUGUUCACGUGGAACACCAAGCAGCUCUUCGUCUACGUCACGGCCGAGUGGCCCGCGGCCGCCAGCAGCGACACCAACCAGACGAACAAAGCCGUCAUUUGGGACACCAUCAUCACGAGCCCGAGCUCCGACCACCUCGCCAACAUAGGCCCCGCUACCUUGAAGAAGCUUCGCAAGAGCGCCGCUGGCAAGAGCGUAGAUCCGAGCCGAGGCAAGCUAUCGCUCAAGAACCAAAGACCCAAGUACCAAAUCACCCAUCCGACAGGCAAAGUAGCCAACACGGAGGAUGUGACUCUUCAUGUCCAUUAUAACGUGCAGCCCUGGGUCGGCAUGCUGACAUGGAAUCAAGACUUUGACUUCGCCCUAUGGAAGAAGAUGGCCAAGGGCAUCAGCAAAGCCUUCGCGCUCCCCGCCGUCGCUCCUAAGAAGAAAUACUAGGCUUAGGCCAGCAAAUUUACAUUUAAUUAGGAGACAAGAAGAUUUAUAUUAUUAUCGCUUGUGCAAUAUGGAGACGGCGUUCUAGGAUCCCGGGUAGUGAAG